GUGUGUGUGUGUGUUUGUGUGUGCGUGCAGUGUUUCCGUAAUGGAAUCGGCAUCACGGUGAUCGAAGCACGCGGAGCAACGAUCAGAGACGGGAAACACAAGAGCUUCGACCUCAUCACUCCGUACAAAACCUUCAGCUUCACGGCGGAGUCUGAGCGGGAGAAGCGGGACUGGAUGGAGGCGCUGCAGGACGCCAUCACAGAGACGCUGUCAGACUACGAGGUGGCCGAGAAGAUCUGGUCCAACCGGUCCAAUCGGAUCUGUGCCGACUGCAAGGCCCUCAACCCAGACUGGGCCUCCAUCAACCUGUGUGUCGUCAUCUGCAAGAACUGUGCAGGGCAGCACCGAGGUCUGGGGACCAUGGUCUCCAAGGUCCAGAGUCUGAAGCUGGACACCAGCGUGUGGAGCAACCAGAUCGUCCAGGUGAGACCGGAACCAGACCCAGAUCCUAUGGGCCGGCCACGGAGCUUAGA
This is a messenger RNA of Etheostoma cragini (Arkansas darter), 473 nucleotides long. Its product is annotated as arf-GAP with Rho-GAP domain, ANK repeat and PH domain-containing protein 3-like. Gene Ontology annotation, molecular function: GTPase activator activity. The record is from RefSeq and is a predicted model, not a curated record. The transcript has 3 exons. Lineage: Eukaryota; Metazoa; Chordata; Actinopteri; Perciformes; Percidae. The annotation marks the transcript as partial.